Messenger RNA from Pelecanus crispus (Dalmatian pelican), 87 nucleotides. The record is from RefSeq and is a predicted model, not a curated record. NCBI's taxonomy places the organism in Eukaryota, Metazoa, Chordata, Aves, Pelecaniformes, Pelecanidae.
GUGGAGCGGAUCAAGGAGCGGGUGGAGGAGAAGGAGGGGAUCCCCCCCCAGCAGCAGCGCCUCAUCUACAGCGGCAAGCAGAUGUGA